Penicillium coprophilum is the source of this 750-nucleotide messenger RNA. RefSeq names its product cyanamide hydratase. NCBI's taxonomy places the organism in Eukaryota, Fungi, Ascomycota, Eurotiomycetes, Eurotiales, Aspergillaceae. The record is from RefSeq and is a predicted model, not a curated record. The transcript has 2 exons. Bases 1 to 750 code for a protein of 249 amino acids.
AUGUGUCCUUCCAAUAACCCAAUCUCAGCCUAUGGCUUCACAGCUGUUGUAUCGUCAGCUGCUGCUCUUCUCGCAAUAGAUCCUCCAGCAACACCUGCCCCAUCUAUCACAGUGGCCGAGGUCCCAGCUCCAGACACGCCUCUCGCCCAACGGAUCAACGAGUAUGCAAAGUCUCAUCUUCCUGAACCCACAUACAAUCAUUCCCUUCGUGUCUAUCACUUUGGGCUUGCGAUCAAGCGGUACAGGUUCCCUGAGUGGGCCUUCACCGAUGAAACUUACUUCCUUGCCUGCCUACUUCACGACAUCGGAACAACCCAAAGUAACUUGGAAGCCACUAGAAUGAGCUUCGAGUUCUUUGGGGGGUUGAAAGCGCUGGAGGUUUUGCAGAAUCUCAACCCUUCCUUUGUAGGAGGCUCCGUCGCAGUCGCCCCGAAAGAUCAAGCAGAGAGCGUGGCAGAGGCAGUGAUUCGACAUCAAGACUUGUGCGAAAAAGGGAAAAUCACAGCUCUUGGUCAAUUGCUUCAGCUGGCAACAAUCUUUGAUAACACUGGCUCCUAUGCCAAUCUAAUUCAUCCAUCGACGAUCCAAGAUGUCUCCAACCAUUUCCCUCGCCUGGAGUGGAGUUCAUGCUUCGCUGGUACCAUUCAUGAAGAGAAUCGGCUGAAGCCCUGGGCACACACAACAACACUUGGCGAGGAGGAAUUCCGGAGCAAGGUAUUAGGAAAUACUCUGAUGGCACCAUAUGAAUGA